Messenger RNA from Bipolaris zeicola 26-R-13, 162 nucleotides. RefSeq lists its product as uncharacterized. NCBI's taxonomy places the organism in Eukaryota, Fungi, Ascomycota, Dothideomycetes, Pleosporales, Pleosporaceae. Bases 1 to 162 code for a protein of 53 amino acids. The record is from RefSeq and is a predicted model, not a curated record. The transcript has a single exon.
AUGUCCUCAGAUGCACACUCCUGCUACGGUGAAGGUAGUAGGGCCAUGGGCGAGGUUCUGAUAGCUUGGGUAGAGAAUAGAAGCCUCCCUGCAGGGCUACUCCCGCCGCUACAUGGUGCCGAGCUCCACUUUGAGAGCGUGAGUCGCUUCCAGCUGUACUAG